Mobula hypostoma (lesser devil ray) is the source of this 1134-nucleotide messenger RNA. It is a transcript of the gene wnt10a, whose product is annotated as wingless-type MMTV integration site family, member 10a. The transcript is spliced from 3 exons. The record is from RefSeq and is a predicted model, not a curated record. NCBI's taxonomy places the organism in Eukaryota, Metazoa, Chordata, Chondrichthyes, Myliobatiformes, Myliobatidae. Gene Ontology annotation, biological process: cell fate commitment; neuron differentiation; multicellular organism development. The coding region runs from base 1 to 1134 and encodes 377 amino acids. Gene Ontology annotation, cellular component: extracellular region. Gene Ontology annotation, molecular function: cytokine activity; frizzled binding.
AUGAUUUCCCUCUGUGCCUUUGAUUGCAGGGUUUGGAGUAAUGAAAUACUUGGGUUAAAGAUCCCAGUGGACCCUGUACUAACGGCCAACACAGUGUGCCUGACGCUCUCGAGCCUGACACGCCGGCAGCUUGAAGUUUGCAUGAGAUACCCAGACGUGACAGCCUCUGCCAUCCAGGGCAUUCAGAUCGCCAUCCACGAGUGCCAGCACCAGUUCCGGGACCACAGGUGGAACUGUUCGAGCCUGGAGACUAAGAACAAGAUUCCGUAUGACAGUGUGAUCUUUAGCCGAGGUUUCAAGGAGAGUGCUUACGCAUACGCCAUUGCAGCGGCAGGAGUGGUUCACGCCGUCUCGAACGCCUGCAGCCUGGGCAAGCUGAAGGCCUGUAGCUGCGAUGACCAGCGCCGGGGGGACGAGGAGGCGUUCAGGCUCAAGCUCAACCGCCUGCAGCUGGAGGCCCUGAACCGGGGCAAGGGCAUGGUGCACGGGGUGCUGGAGCCGUUGCCAGGGGAACUGCCGGGGCCUCAAGAUUCCUGGGAGUGGGGAGGCUGCAGCCCUGAUGUGGAGUAUGGGGAAAAAUUCUCAAGGGACUUUUUGGAUUCCCGUGAAACAUAUAAGGACAUCCAUUCCAGGAUGCGGCUGCACAACAACAGGGUGGGAAGGCAGAUGAUCUCCGACAACAUGAAGAGGAAGUGCAAAUGCCAUGGUACAUCUGGUAGCUGCCAGCUCAAGACAUGCUGGCAGGUGACGCCGGAUUUCCGCACGGUGGGAACCCUGCUGAAGCACAAGUUCUACAAUGCCACGCUGAUCAAAGCCCACAACCGCAACACUGGCCAGGUGGAGCACGCCCACCACCCGCACCGCCGGAAGUCUACCGCCGGUGAGCUGGUCUUCUUCGAGGACUCACCCAACUUCUGCGAGCGGGAGCCUGAGCUGGACUCGGCGGGCACUCGAGGACGGAUCUGCAACAAGACCAGCCCGGGCCUGGACAGCUGCGAGAGCCUGUGCUGUGGCCGAGGCCACAAUAUCCUGAGGCAAUCGCGGAGGGAGAGGUGUAACUGCAAGUUCCACUGGUGUUGUUAUGUGGCGUGCGAAGAGUGCAGAGUGACCGAGUGGGUGAGUGUGUGUAAAUAA